AUGUCUAGCCUAAUCGGAACCAUCGCAAACGGCUUCGAGGUUACUCCCGCCCCCUCGGGCUUCCUCAAAGAGGCCACGGGAACCGCCAAGCAGGUCAUCGAGUUUCCAAUCUUCAUCACGGUCUGUCCACGGGAAGAGGACCUCCCCGAGGCGUAUCCGCUGAAAGCGACAGAGUUCGUUCCGGAGCCGUGCGGCGCCCCUAACGUCGGGGACCUGAUGAUGGGUUACUGGAUCCGGGACGGGGUCGUGCAUUGGACGCCGGGCAAGGUUGACAAGGCGGAGCGCAACAAAGAGGUUCUUGAUUGUUGA
Aspergillus calidoustus is the source of this 309-nucleotide messenger RNA. The record is from the annotation of a GenBank genome assembly. NCBI's taxonomy places the organism in Eukaryota, Fungi, Ascomycota, Eurotiomycetes, Eurotiales, Aspergillaceae.